Phytophthora sojae is the source of this 585-nucleotide messenger RNA. RefSeq lists its product as hypothetical. Gene Ontology annotation, cellular component: mitochondrion. The transcript has 5 exons. The record is from RefSeq and is a predicted model, not a curated record. Lineage: Eukaryota; Oomycota; Peronosporomycetes; Peronosporales; Peronosporaceae. Bases 1 to 585 code for a protein of 194 amino acids.
AUGCAGAACACCCAGGCGACAUUGAGACGGCGAGGAGUGAAUGUGUCGACAGCGCUUCCGAUGCACCUCCUAGGUUUUAGUAAAGGAGGCAUUGUGUUGAAUCAACUGGUGACGGAGCUCGUGCGCUACUCUUUCAGCACGAAGCGGUCAAAUAGUGGCCAGAUUCGACAGGGAUCUGCUUUUGCUAGUACUCGACAAUUUUUCUCUGCGAUCAAUUCAAUCCAUUGGCUCGACUCCGGUAACGGCUCACUGGAAGGCGCUAUGCCCACGGAAGAGCUGGCGUUGUCAAUCCUCUCGCAAUACGAACAACUUCGGCUGUUCGUUCACGUGACGCCGUAUCAAUAUGAGGCUACGACUCGGCCGUGGAUAAAGACUGAAGUGAAUGGCUUCGUGAACAAGAUGGACCUACUUGGCGCUGAUAUCCAACUUAUUAUCUAUUUCGAGGGCGAUGAGGGAUCGUUAGCAUCUCACUUCCACAUUUUGCAAGAUUUUGAGGCCAGUCGUUCGUUCAAAGCCAAAGGGGAAGGACUCACGAGCUCCCCAGAGCAUGCCGUACAACCUGUUCGGAUUCAGGUGUGCAAAUAA